UUCCUCUUCCGGCUGAACAGCGCGCCCGCUCCUGCCGACGUAUUCUUCCUGUGGCUGAGCGGCAGAUAACCCUGUGUCCGGCGAAAUGGAGCUUGAGGCCAUGAGCAGAUACACCAGUCCAGUGAACCCGGCUGUCUUUCCACAUCUGACCGUGGUGCUGUUGGCCAUUGGCAUGUUCUUCACCGCCUGGUUCUUCGUUUAUGAGGUCACCUCCACCAAAUACACUCGGGAUAUCUACAAAGAGCUCCUCAUCUCUUUGGUGGCCUCACUCUUCAUGGGCUUCGGCGUGCUCUUCCUGCUGCUCUGGGUCGGCAUCUACGUGUGAGCUCCCAAGGGUACCAGCCAGGCGGCUUCACUGAAUCCCUGCUUUUGUAAAUCAGUUGUUUUUACCAUGCCGGAAGUGUCCCACCUGCUGCUCACAAUAAAGGCAGAUGUGUGA
This is a messenger RNA of Kogia breviceps (pygmy sperm whale), 439 nucleotides long. It is a transcript of the gene TMEM258, whose product is annotated as transmembrane protein 258. Gene Ontology annotation, biological process: protein N-linked glycosylation. The record is from RefSeq and is a predicted model, not a curated record. NCBI's taxonomy places the organism in Eukaryota, Metazoa, Chordata, Mammalia, Artiodactyla, Physeteridae. Gene Ontology annotation, cellular component: membrane-bounded organelle.